AUGGUGAACCUUUUCAAGCGAAUGCGGAAGUUGAGAUCAAAAAUCCUCCAUGUCACUGUCGGCCCCGGCGCCGCAAUUCUCCCAUCCCCCCAAACAGCAACAAAAGAAUUCCCCGCCAUCACCCGCCUGCACCUAACCUACGCCCAAAAAAUCUACAACGGCCACCAAGGCGCGCGCCACUUCUGGCGCCAAUGCCUCCCGCGCCUGAAAUACCACAACCCGUCCAUCCCGAUGACAGUUAAGCAAACGCAAGACCAAGAUGGCCCCGCGGCACUGACGAUUUACUUCGCCGAGCAAGUGAGUAACGCUGCCACACUGAACGCUGCGAAGGAUGUGAAUGAUAAGUAUGCGCCUGCGGCGGGGGAGAGUGAGAAGACGGCUGUUGUGGAUUUGAAGGAUUUGGAUUGGAAAAGGAUUUGGGAUAAGGUGCGGAUCAUGACGGGGGCGAAAGAGGUGCAGGCUAGUCAAAAGGAGGAGGAGGAGGUUAAGAAAUUAGAGCAGAUGGCGGUGCAGUCCGUGAAGGAUCGGGAGCGGAAUGCGAAGAUUCGGCAGGCAAAGAAGGAUCAGGAGAGAAUGUUGCAGGAGGCUAGGGGCGAGGUUGAGAGGUUGAGGCAGACCUGA
This is a messenger RNA of Aspergillus chevalieri, 621 nucleotides long. RefSeq names its product mitochondrial 54S ribosomal protein mL61. Gene Ontology annotation, molecular function: structural constituent of ribosome. Gene Ontology annotation, cellular component: mitochondrion. The record is from RefSeq and is a predicted model, not a curated record. NCBI's taxonomy places the organism in Eukaryota, Fungi, Ascomycota, Eurotiomycetes, Eurotiales, Aspergillaceae. The coding region runs from base 1 to 621 and encodes 206 amino acids. The transcript has 3 exons.